UCUAAAACCCUUAAAAAAUCUCACAGAAUUUCUCAUGGUGGAAGCAAGGUUCCCUCUCUAGUGCAUGGCUAUGUUGCAGAGCUUGUGCAUGGCUCCCAUGGCGUUUAGGUAUAGAAUUAGCCAUGGCCUGAACGUUUUGCCCGUCAGAUUGGGGCCAAGGCGUCAAUGGCGUUCUGUUUUCAGUUGCCAUGCUUGCCUUUCCUCUAUGUCCUCUGAAUCUCGCCAUAUCCUUCUUGGAAUGGCUGAGAAGGAGCUUCAGCAACUCGCUCUUGAAUUUGGACAGCAAAGCUAUCGGGGAAAGCAAAUCCACAGUCUGCUUUACAAGAGAAAGGCCAAGGACAUCCAGGAUUUCAGUCACAUUCCUCAAGCUUUUAGAGACUCUCUCAAAGAAGCAGGCUGGAAGGUUGGUCGCUCUCCUAUUCAUCAAGUCGUUACUGCAGCAGAUGGAACCAUCAAGGCGUUGAUAAAGCUGGAAGAUAGCAGACUCGUUGAAACUGUUGGCAUACCAGUUGAAGAUGAUGAUGGUAGUUACCGGCUUACUGCUUGUGUCUCAUCACAGGUAGGGUGCCCAUUGCGCUGUGCAUUUUGUGCCACUGGCCAGGGAGGAUACUCAAGGAACCUUCAGCCUCGUGAAAUUGUUGAGCAGGUCUUGACCAUAGAGGAGCUCUUUAAGCGUAGGGUGACAAAUGUUGUGUUCAUGGGAAUGGGAGAACCAAUGUUGAACUUGACGUCCGUUUUGGAAGCUCAUCGAUGUUUGAACAAGGAUAUUCAAAUUGCGCAAAGGAUGAUUACAAUUUCCACAGUGGGUGUUCCAAACACAAUACAGAAAUUAGCUUCACACAAACUUCAAUCCACUUUGGCAGUGAGGUAUGCCCAUAACGCUCCUUACAAUUGGGUGUGUAGGCGGGAGGGCGGGCGCGCAUGUGUGUGUGUGUGUGUGUGUGUGUGUGUGUGUGUGUGUGUGAGAGAGAGAGAGAGAGAGAGAGAGAGAGAGAGAGAGAGAGACAGGUAGUUGGUAGCUGAAAUAAAUGAUAGUGUGGAGCAUGCUAUAGAACUUGCAGAGCUGCUUCACAGAUGGGGCAGUGGCUAUCAUGUGAAUAUUAUACCUUUCAAUCCCAUCGAAGGAUCACAAUUUCGGCGGCCAUACAAGAAACCAAUACUUGCAUUUGUGGCGGCUCUUGAAUCCCGUAAAAUAACUGCGAGUGUGCGGCAAACACGUGGGUUGGAUGCCAGUGCUGCCUGUGGGCAGCUGCGAAAUGAGCACCAAAAGGACCCCCUUUCUGUCUUGAGAUAAGCUAAAUGAAAUGUAAAGUAGAAACAAAAACCCUCUAUUACUAUACAAUGCCUGCCCAUGAGCUUUGGGCAGCAUGGUUUUGAGAAGAGGCUUGGUGACACCCUUUUCGGUCCGUGAAGAGGGCGCUGUAAACUUGCGAGGGGGAGAGAGAGUUCUCAUUUUUUAUUUUUUUUUGAAGAAAGAGAUAUUUUGCCGCAAUACUCAGGAAGGUAAGAUUUUGGCUAUGUAUUUUUUUGUACUGAUAACUAUUGCACAAAAGCUCUCAUCUUUUGGUCAGGGGUUUUAGAACCACUGCAUAUGGUCUUGGAUACCAAGUCAUUACCCAUUGAAAAGAAGAAAGGAACAUGGCAUUUGUCUGUGAGAUUGUGCAGGGAAAAGAAGAGAAAAAGGGCAAUGAAAGCUAGAGAAUGGGAGUCAUCCGGAUCCAUACCUACAUUGUCAGCUUGGUAAUGAAAAUAUCGGAUCAUAUGCAAAAUUGUCUGUUUCAGCUUCGCAGGUGAGCCAUUGCAUUAUUUUUUAAAACGAUUCAAAAUGUCUUAUUAUAUUGUUUACAUCAAAUUGUCCAUCUUCUGCUCUUUGAAGCUUCUCAAAUGGAUUAUGCCAUUAUCUUUUGAAGAGAUAUCAGGUGACUUUAUUAUGUUGUUUGACAGGGAAGGUCAUAAAAUGGACGAUUAAAGUAACUGUUAACUAAUUUAUCAUAAAUUUCUCUUUCCAAUAUCAGUUACUUCGUAAACCAAAAGUUAUCUGCAUGAAUAUCUUGAAUUCAGUUUGUGUAUAUUAUCGGAACUUGAGCAGUGUUA
Amborella trichopoda is the source of this 2094-nucleotide messenger RNA. NCBI's taxonomy places the organism in Eukaryota, Viridiplantae, Streptophyta, Magnoliopsida, Amborellales, Amborellaceae. The record is from RefSeq and is a predicted model, not a curated record.